CAUUAUUGGAAAAUCAAAUAAAGCCCACAGUCCUCAAUCACACUUGGAUUUGCCUCCGCUCUCUGAAACUCGUCCCAACACACCCGCCACCUCAACAAGAUCUAUCUCGUCAUCUCUCGACUCUGCCCCUGCCUCGACCUGCCAUUUUUGUCUGGCUCAUCCGGACGCUGGGAAGGUCAGACCACUCGUUCGCAGUACUGUUUCUCGAGCUAGAACUAUGUGGAGAUCGAGGUCAAUUGCGCCCUGCAGCACAUUCAGCAUUUUCAACUCCAACAUCAAUAUCGUCCUCACCGCAAGGUCGCAGUCGCGCUCGCCAUCACGCCCCACCCAUCAUCCAACGUCAGUUGUACAUCGGCCACCUGGUCUGCCUGCGGCCACAGCAUAGGCAGACGCCUCCUCCUAUAUCAAGACGGUGCCCGACACCCGAUCCCAUGUCUAUCGACUAUCAAACCAGAAAUCCCUCUUCACUAUGGAACAAACCAGCUCUAGCAGACAAACACCCGCUCGACGCGGUCGUGGCGGGGCAAGGCCGAACCGAGGUCGCAAGAACUACGCAUCCGAGGGUGACGCUCUCUUCGAGAUGCCCACCCCGGCCAGCUUCCCUACUACUCCUAUGAAGUCGAACAACGGCAGCCCUGCCCCUGGCCCUGGCACACAGCAGCCAGCCAACUCGAAGUCCACGUCCAAGAAGGGCAAUAAUAGGAAAUCUCGCCCGAACAAUGUGUCGACGUCACCCGCCCCUCCGUCCAGCCAGCGCACACCUCCCCCGUCUGCCUCUGUCAUUAUGUCCUCUACAGCCUUCGCCAGCUCAAGCUCCUUCCACUCUCCCGCGCCAGGCAGUCUCCCCAGGCCCUCAUUUUCCAAGUUCGCCCGAUCUCAAUCCUGUGUCACCUCUAGCGACGACGCGUUCAUGAAAGUGCGCUCCGAGUCAGCCGCUGCCCAGCUGCGCAAAGAACCUUCGCCUCCCUCGUCCGACGCUGAAUCGCCCAGCCCUCCGCUGCCUCCGAACCUCGCCAAGGAUCAGCAGCACGCCUCGCCUCUGGAUUUCCUCUUCGAUGCCCACCGCGCAGACCAGGAGAAGCUCCGCAGAGCGACGUCGGCCGCUGCCACCAUGGGCGUCGAUGGCCCGUUCACCGCUCCGCCAGGCUCACGGUACCCCGCAAACCCCGAGAUUCAGGACGAUCCCAUCCCCCUCAAGCUUCCCAUUCGCUCCAUGCCGCACCGUGGUGCCUCCGACAGCACUGGUGCUGCUCUGGGAACUGCUCCGCGACCCGAACACUUCGUCUUGCCCGCCCACGAGCGUCUUCGAGCUGCUGGGCCUGCUGAGUAUCGUGCACGCCAGUCACCUUCGCAGCCAGUGCAGAGCCACUUGGCUCAAUACAACCAGCCUCCCGCCACGCCGCCCCGGCUGGACAAGAGUGACGAAGUGAAGAGACUCUUGGGAAUUGGCACACCAUCUCCGAGGGCGCCUCAGCUCCACCACCAUCAUCAGGGGCCAUAUCAACAAGGCCUGCCUCAAGGAUAUCGGCCCGGGCCUAUGCAAGGUCCCGCAACAACCUUAGCGAUGACCUCACCGGAUGGUGGCUCUCCAGGCUACCCGCAGAUGCGUGGUGGUGAUUUGAGCUCUGGCAGUGUGGAUCACCGGAAGACCAUGGCUGAAGAUGCGCUUCGCAGAGCUCUGGGCCUCAACUUCCCAGUGCCAAUGAGCCAGGAUGGCAACCACAGUCCUCAGCACCACACCAAUUCGUUUUCGGGACAUGCGUAAUCCCUUUUUGCCGGCCACAAUAUACGCACCUCGACGUUCUCCAUUAUCAUCAAUCAUUCACGCGCUUAUUAUGCGUCUCUCCCUCCGCACUUGUCACUCAGAGUUGCAUAGAUAGACGAGGUUUUGUUUUGGUUCUCAAGGAGCUACUGAAAGCUUUUUCAUUGCGCUGCGACGAUGGAGUCGGUGGUCCGACUGGUGCAUUUGGGCUGGAUACUGCUUUGGGGACAUUUUACAACCUGUGAUAUUCUCAUACAAGACCUUAUGGAUUGGGCGGGUCUUAUACGGUAACGGCGUACUCGGCUCCCAUCGAUGUUACCCCUCUGUGUCGGGUCGGAAGCAGGAGUCUUCAGUGAUUUUCGUCCUUCUUUGGCGAAUGUACAGCGAAAAGGCAUCUUGUGGCGAUUCAUCUGGCAUGAGUUGCUGGAUUUGAGGGGCCUUUCGAUUGGUUCUGGGAAUACCCAUACGAUAACUGGCGUUACAUUUUUUUUUCUAAUUUUUUUAAGGGAGCUGUGGAUUGGUGGCGGCUAGGAGAUAACAAGGAAGUGGUGGACCUGACAACACCAGGAGGUGCACCUUUUGGACGUCAAGAAGACACUUUGCUUUGUGGAGAGGACUCACAUUUUCAACAAGACAAAAACAACGGAAG
Molecule: messenger RNA, 2411 nt
Organism: Cryphonectria parasitica EP155
Lineage: Eukaryota; Fungi; Ascomycota; Sordariomycetes; Diaporthales; Cryphonectriaceae
Exons: 2
Coding region: 470-1765 (431 amino acids)
Source: RefSeq, a predicted model, not a curated record